Ilex paraguariensis (yerba mate) is the source of this 2082-nucleotide messenger RNA. The record is from the annotation of a GenBank genome assembly. Lineage: Eukaryota; Viridiplantae; Streptophyta; Magnoliopsida; Aquifoliales; Aquifoliaceae.
AUGAUGCAACCAAAUGGCGUUAUCCCACCUCCAAUGCCUCCGAUGCCUAUGAAUCAACAGCAACAACAACCACAACAGUACCAACAACAACCACAACAGUACCAGCAGCAACCACCGCCACAGCAGCAGUGGGUGGCGAUGCCACCGCCGCAACAACAGUUUCAGCCUCAACCACCGUCGAUGGGAUGGGCGCAGCAGCCUCCUCAGGCGGCGGUGUCGACCCCUCACCAGAUGCAGGCGAUGCAAGCUCAAACUCAUCCGCAGCAGUACUCGGCUGCGCCGACUAGCUCCGACGAGAUUCGGUCUCUCUGGAUCGGUGACUUGCUGCCCUGGAUGGACGAGAAUUAUGUUUCCAAUUGUUUCUAUCAUACUGGAGAGCUUCUUUCAGUGAAGAUUAUUCGUAACAAGCAAACUUAUGAAACAGAGGGAUAUGGAUUCCUAGAGUUCAGAACUCGAGCAGCAGCAGAAACCGCAUUACAGACAUACAAUGGCUCGGUGAUGCCUAAUGCUCAACAGAAUUUCAGGCUGAACUGGGCCACUCUUGGUGCUGGUGAGAGGCGUACAGAUGACACUCCUGGCUAUACAGUAUUUGUUGGAGAUUUGUCAGCUGAUGUCACAGAUUAUGUGCUACAAGAAACCUUUAAAUCUGUUUAUUCAUCGGUGAAGGGUGCAAAAGUUGUCAUAGACAGGACCACUGGACGCUCCAAGGGUUAUGGGUUUGUUAGGUUUGGGGAUGAGAGUGAACAAAUGCGUGCCAUGACUGAAAUGAAUGGGGUAUUCUGUUCAACUAGGCCUAUGCGAGUUGGGCCUGCUGCCACCAAAAAAUCUGUGAGUGGUCAGCAAUAUCAGAAAGACUACUGCUUAAGCAAUGACUAUAUCAACAGCAUUAUAACACAUCAGUUCGAACUUGAUGGGGGAGAUCUAGCUCCUUAUUAUGUGUCUUUUUUAAGAGCAGUAAGCGGCAAAAUAACUAGAGGCACACUCUGUCUUCUUGUGAAGGUCCAUGAGGAUGUUGUGGUCUCAUUCCCACUGUACACAGAAGCCCUUAAAUUUGCUCAUCAUGGGGAAAAGAUGAUCCAGAUAGCCGUGCGUGCAAUAACACUCAACAUAUUCAAUGUUAGUGAUGACAUGGUCUAUCAGUUUAUGACAACUCCUCCAGUUUCGGAGUAUUUCUCAGGCUUGGUUCUGAACUUAAGAACACAAUGCUUCCACCUAGAUGCUGUUGUCCAUGCUACAGAGAACACUUAUAAGGGAAGAAGAGAAGAACUUCUUCUGGAAACUGAUAAAAUUGUAGAUGAUCUUUAUUACUUUAAGGACAUAUAUUCUGUUGGCGAGCUUCACUUGAGCAAAACUCUUACUAGGGAUCUUGUCAGCAUGUUGGUCUUUCCCAUAUUGCUUCCAUUAGUGCACUUAAGCCAGAGUAGUGGCACGCAACUCUCUGCAAUCACAUCUCUUUUUGUAGUUUCUCGUCUUCUUCAAGUUCUUGAGGGAACCAAUAUGGCUAACUUUGUGGCUAGUGCUAUUCUAUGUUUCCACAUGUCUUCGAGCAUAGAAGAUGUCAACAAUUUGCACAACUUGGAAGAAAUGGUAUGCCCUGAGCCUGAGGGUGAUGAAAACUUCAAAAGGAGCAAUAUUCCUGGGCAUUUAUCUGAUUUCCUUGCAUCUAGCUCUCAUAUUCUCAGUUUCCUUCCUGAUGAUAUUAAUAAAGAAAGUAGUUCCCCUUACAGCCGAGGCUGUGAAAGAGGUGAUGGCAACGUAGGACUUGUAGGGGAAGAAACGAACAGUCUGACUGUCCAUCAAGCCAAAAGACCUGACCAACAGUUGAGUAAGCCCAUGUACGAUGGCUCUCUAAAGCGUAAUUUCUCUCAUGAGAACGGAGAGGAUGACGGUGUGCUCCUAACUUAUCAGGAUGUCCAAUUACUAUGCAGGGGCGGAAUAAUUCAAUUCAUUCUCUCCGAGGAUCAUGGUCUAAUGCUGGCAUCUCUCAUGUUGUUGCUUGUUUUAGCUGAAAGUAAAGCAGAUCUUAAUUAUCAGCUGGCUGCAAUGAUGGGAUUCUCACAAUCAAAAUCCAGGAUGCCGAAG